Sphaeroforma arctica JP610 is the source of this 1272-nucleotide messenger RNA. RefSeq lists its product as hypothetical. The transcript is spliced from 8 exons. The coding region runs from base 94 to 1131 and encodes 345 amino acids. NCBI's taxonomy places the organism in Eukaryota, Ichthyosporea, Ichthyophonida. Gene Ontology annotation, biological process: protein folding; positive regulation of ATP-dependent activity. Gene Ontology annotation, molecular function: protein-folding chaperone binding; ATPase activator activity. Gene Ontology annotation, cellular component: cytosol. The record is from RefSeq and is a predicted model, not a curated record.
AGAAAUAUAUAUAAAGCGCUCGCGCUCAUAGGCACCUCGGUAUAUAGAGCUUAUCCACACACACAGUAGUUGUAGUAAUAAUAUUUAUCUAGGAUGGCUAAAUGGGGAGAGGGCGAUGCCCGUUGGAUUGUCGAGGAAAGACCUGAUUCAACAAAUGUGAACAACUGGCAUUGGAGCGAAAAGAACUGCACACCCUGGUCUAAGAAGCGCAUCGGGGAGCUCUUCAACGGCACCAUGCUUUUCACGGAUCCAUUAGCUGAUGUGGUAUGCGGCACAGACAUCACAGUCACAGGAGAGGCCACAGCAAGCAACCGAAAGGGUAAGCUGAUCUUCUUCUACGAACUGGAGGUUAAGAGCAGCUGGUCCACCACGUCUAUAGAUGGUGUUAAGGUGGAGGGGGAAUUUGAAAUCCCAAAUCUGAGUGAAGAGAACGACCUAGACGAAAUAGACGUGCAAGUGACAGUUAAGAACGAAACAAAUGAAAGCCGAUCUAUUAAAGACCUCAUGCGCACCAAGGGGAAGAAGGCAAUCAUCGAACUACUAGGCAAAUGGCUCAAGGAUCUAAAGAACGAAUACAGCACCAACCUCAUCAAACCCACACUCACCAAAGAGAAGCUGGCGCAGCAAGCCCUAUCCUCGCCCGCCUCAAUCAACAACACGCCAGACACGCACACCAAACCAGCCGCCAAACAAGGACAAAACGGGACGGGUGGCACCGGCGCAACGACGACGAUCGAUGUGAAGGCGGAGUUUAAGUGUAGUGCGGCGGAUGCGUAUAGUGUGUUCACAGACCCACAGAAGGUGCAGGCGUGGGUGCAGUCACCCAUCACGAUGGUGCCGAAGGUUGGUGAGAAAUGGGCGCUGUUCGGUGGCAAUGUGACGGGCGAGUUCCUGGAAUUGGAACCAGCCAAACUCAUCAAACAGAAGUGGCGAUUCGCGUCAUGGAAUGGCACACAUCACUCCGAAGUCACCAUUACAUUCGCCCAGGGCUCCAGCUCAACGGCUGUGGUCAUCAAUCAAUCCGGAGUACCUAAAGCGGAGGCAGAUAAAACUAAAGACGGUUGGAAGCAGAACUACUUAAAGCGCAUCAAUUCCGUAUUCGGCUAUGGCGCCGAUUUCGGAGAAUUUUAAGUUGCUCUCACUACAAUUGAAGAAAUAAAUUGUGUGCUAAAUAAUAUAUCGCGCCAUGAUGCCGUGUACGUUUUGAACGGAAACGAUGAUGGUUGAUGUCUCGCAGAGCUUACAACGAAUUUAUAAAUACAGAUUCGUAUC